CCAUUUUCUUGUCAUUUUGAUUCAUUAAUUAAUUAUAUAAUUUUAAUUUAAUUAAGUAACGAUGAAUCAUCAUUACCACAAGUGUGUCUGAAUAUUUUGGGAAAAGACGAAAGCAGCUGAUGACUCUUUGCCACGUCCCCCACAUUAACGAUUAUUAACAAGAGAAAAUAAAAAAAUUGUGCAUACAAGCAAGCAAGCAAGAGCAAGGAGAAGAGAGCGAGAGAAUCUCUCAGAAUCUGGAAAAUGGAUGGAUCAGGAGGAGGUAGAGGUGGCGGCGUGGAAUCGAUUCUACCAAACUACAAGCUCGGGAGGACUCUCGGUAUCGGUUCCUUUGGCAGGGUUAAGAUUGCUGAGCACUCUUUGACCGGUCAUAAAGUUGCCAUCAAGAUCCUCAACCGUCGCAAAAUCAAGAACAUGGAGAUGGAGGAAAAAGUGAGGAGAGAGAUUAAAAUCUUGAGACUCUUUAUGCAUCCUCACAUCAUCCGUCUCUAUGAGGUCAUUGAGACUCCCACUGAUAUCUAUCUUGUCAUGGAGUAUGUCAACUCUGGUGAGCUUUUUGACUAUAUUGUAGAGAAGGGUAGACUACAGGAGGACGAGGCCAGGAACUUUUUUCAGCAGAUAAUAUCUGGAGUGGAGUAUUGCCAUCGGAAUAUGGUUGUUCACAGAGAUCUUAAGCCUGAGAACUUGCUUUUGGACUCCAAAUGCAAUGUGAAAAUUGCUGAUUUUGGACUGAGCAACAUUAUGCGAGAUGGUCACUUUCUGAAGACAAGCUGUGGUAGUCCCAAUUACGCUGCUCCUGAGGUCAUUUCGGGUAAACUAUAUGCUGGCCCUGAAGUAGACGUCUGGAGCUGUGGUGUGAUACUCUACGCUCUUCUUUGUGGGACUCUUCCGUUCGAUGAUGAGAACAUUCCAAACCUUUUUAAGAAGAUAAAGGGAGGGAUAUAUACUCUGCCUAGCCAUUUAUCUGGUGGUGCUAGAGAUUUGAUCCCCAGGAUGCUCGUGGUGGACCCCAUGAAAAGAGUAACCAUCCCUGAGAUCCGGCAACACAAUUGGUUCCAAGCUCAUCUUCCUAGGUAUUUAGCUGUUCCUCCUCCGGAUACGGUGCAGCAGGCCAAAAAGAUUGACGAGGAGAUUCUACAAGAAGUUAUCAAUAUGGGAUUUGACAGAAACCUCCUCAUUGAGUCUCUCCGCAACCGGACCCAAAAUGAUGGCACUGUGACAUACUAUCUGAUACUGGACAAUCGGUUCCGUGCCUCUGCUGGUUAUCUCGGGGCCGAGUUUCAAGAGACUAUGGAAGGUACUCCGCGAAUGCAUCCAGCAGAAAGCGUAGCUUCACCAGUUAGCCAUCGGCUUCCAGGACUGAUGGAGUUCCAAGGAGUUGGCUUGAGAUCUCAAUACCCUGUUGAGAGAAAAUGGGCUCUUGGACUUCAGUCUAGGGCUCAUCCGCGUGAAAUAAUGACAGAGGUACUGAAAGCCCUGCAAGAUCUGAGUGUGUGUUGGAAGAAGAUAGGGCCUUACAACAUGAAGUGCAGAUGGGUUCCUAACAACUCAGAUGGAAUGCUCAGUAACUCGAUGCACGAUAACAACUACUUUGGAGAUGACUCCAGCAUAGUAGAAAACGACGCAGCUGUUAAGUCUCCAAAUGUUGUCAAAUUUGAAAUUCAGUUGUAUAAAACACGGGACGACAAGUAUCUGUUGGAUCUGCAGAGGGUACAUGGUCCUCAGUUCCUGUUCUUGGAUCUCUGUGCUGCUUUUCUUGCUCAGCUCCGAGUCCUCUGAAUAAAUCAACCGGAUCGCUUCAAGAAUUAUCUUCCCACUUCCCUUUGUUUCUCCUUCUAAGGAAUGUUCACAAAUCACAAAGACAUUAAACGUUUAACUUCUUUCAGUUUCUUACUUUUUUUUUUUGUUUUUGGACUCAUCUAAAAUACCUUUUUUUUUUUUUUUUUUGGUAAAAGCAUCUAAAAUACCUCGUUUAAUUUAUAAUGUAAGACCGGGCAACUCGAGUAAAAGAAAUAACCAGGAGCAGCUUUGUACAUAA
Messenger RNA from Brassica rapa (field mustard), 2038 nucleotides. Its product is annotated as SNF1-related protein kinase catalytic subunit alpha KIN10. The record is from RefSeq and is a predicted model, not a curated record. Gene Ontology annotation, molecular function: protein serine/threonine kinase activity; ATP binding; protein binding. Gene Ontology annotation, cellular component: cytoplasm. NCBI's taxonomy places the organism in Eukaryota, Viridiplantae, Streptophyta, Magnoliopsida, Brassicales, Brassicaceae. Gene Ontology annotation, biological process: protein phosphorylation; intracellular signal transduction.